CAUUUUCAAGUAACGCACCCUGAUUUGAUAUCCAGUAAAGUGUUGAGCACAUACUGAGGGUGCAACUUGUAACUACUCCUCAACAUUACAAAACACUAUUCCAAGAUUCCUGUCAACACACGUCAUUCUUUUAUUCAGGGCCACCCAUUUCACCGCGCGCAAUGUCCACUGAUGAAGAUACGAAUUAUUAUGAUGCCGCUGCGAAUGAGAUUGAGUGGGAGACGGAAGCAGAUCGCAGGCGACGAUACUAUUCUCGACAAAAUGCAUUCUAUGUUGAAUAUUAUGAUCCGCUAAACUAUGUCAAAGAACUCCGUGUGGAGGAACCGACACCAGUUUCACAUAUCCCGAAUCGCCGCGUUCACAGACGACCAAGAUAUCGCCUAUGCUAUCCUCUUUAUCUCAUUGCGUGUUGGAAAAAGUGGAUAGCAGUGAUGAUGAUAAUAGGUGUGCGUUUCAUAUCAAAAUGUCUACAACUUGAAAAAAGAGCCAAAGAUUCGAUAGACAAAUCUCAGACCGGUUACAUAUGGUUUGUGACCAUUUGCCCAGAAUGUUUGGCCGAUGGCCGGGAUUGGAUAUCAUGGCUCGCGCUGAUUUUCCGUAAAGUUACACACUGGGCAAUACCUAUCAUGAUUGCUCUGUUUUGUAUACUUAUUCUGGUAAGAUAUCCCCAGCGCCAUCAUUCGUAUGUCCGAUCUUAAAAGCGAUAAAAAACAACUUGAUGACAAUAAAACGGAAAUUGUGUCUAAC
Messenger RNA from Radiomyces spectabilis, 747 nucleotides. RefSeq lists its product as uncharacterized. NCBI's taxonomy places the organism in Eukaryota, Fungi, Mucoromycota, Mucoromycetes, Mucorales, Radiomycetaceae. The record is from RefSeq and is a predicted model, not a curated record. The coding region runs from base 162 to 698 and encodes 178 amino acids. The transcript is spliced from 3 exons.